UGCUGACACGACACUCAACCCGAGCAAGCUGCACGCCAGUGAAGAGGUUAGGACGCUCUGCCGAGACUUUACCCUAUAGCGUGAAGAGUGAGAGUAAAUGCCCUGCUGUACGCACUUUCGAGGAGUGUUGUGUGAACUAGUGACCUGUGCCCGUUACUAGUGGACUGCACCUACUGCGAUCGAGAUUAAUUUGUAUUCGCAAGACUUCAGUGAAAAAAGACGUUCGCCGAUCAAUGUUCAGGAUUCAGGAGAGAGAUUGCCCGGCAGGGGUGUGAGGCGUGACGUCGGCGCCGCAUUGCUGAUCUUGUUCCACACCACCGCGAAGCUACCUCGGGCCGCCCGGUAGCGCUACUGACUGCAGCUCACCAGCCUGGUCAUGGAGUGCGACCUCUGCACCGAGCACUUCGACGGCGCCGAGCGGGUGCCCAAGUCCCUGCCGUGCGGGCACAUGGUCUGCCUGCAGUGUCUGCGACGGCUGUUCUACUGCAGGUGCCCGACGUGCAGGCGGGACUUCAGCGGCCUGCCGGAGGAACUCCCCACUAACUUCACAGUGCUCAAGUUCCUGGAGGGACGCAGACUGGACAGCACUCCCCGCGGGUGGUGCUCGGGCUGCCGCGCCGUCGCCACGCCCCGCUGCUGGGAGGACCAUGACGUCGUGUCCGUCAGGAGUGCUCUGAGGCGCCAGCUGCAGGACGCGCUCCCGCAAGCCGCCGAGCAGCUUCAGGGCCUUCAGGACCGGUGCCGGGACGAGCAGGCCCUGCCCGCCCUCACCCUGCUGACGGGCGAGUCCUGGGACCUGUCGCUGCGGGGCGGGGGCCGCGAACUGACGGGCACCCUGAGGAACACCGAGGAGCCCCUCACCAAGGCGUUGUGGCUCCUGCUGGCGACGAGGGCAGCGUUCACCGAGAGCCCACCACCUGCAGCUGCGCCAGCACCCUCUGCAGCGGCGCCCACGCCCACCCGGGGCCUACCACCUGCCGAGGCGCGGCCCUCGCGGGAGAUGGACGUCGGGGAGAUCAGCUGGACAAGACCUGACGACCUGAAGCAGGAGAAGGCCGCCGCGCUGGAGGACGCGUCAGGGGUGACGCGGCUGGUCGAUGUGCGGUGCCACAGGGACCCCGAGUGGAGCCUCGAGCUGCUGCAGCGCGCCGCGCCCUCCCUGGAGCAGCUGAGUGUCCACCGCCCCAGCGAGGCCCACCUGCUCUCGGUGCACGCCAUGCCGCUGCUCAGGAGGCUGCACGUGACGGGUGGUCCCAUCCCGGACCCCACGGACACCCUGCUGCCAACGCUCCCGCCCGGACAUGCCGGCCUGCAGUGGCUCAGCGUGUGGGGCCUCUCCCGCAACACGCUGCAGUCCUUGUUGGAGGCGCAUAGCGGGUCGCUGGAGGAGCUACAGCUGACAGUGGGUGUGUUAAGGGGGGAUAAUGCUAGUUACCCAUUCUCCGAUAGGGACCUGCACAACCUGCUGCAGCUGUGCGGCCUGCGGGCGAUGCGGAAGAUCGUGCUGAAGAGGGGCUCUGUCUACCACGAGGUAGACCAGUGCGUCUGGCAGAAAUCCUGGGUGCGCCUACGCAUCGACGGGGCCGAGGUGCUGUGCGACAGGUGUGACGGUGUGGCGACAGAUGCAUUGUAGAGGCGGCGCGAGCGACGGGGCCGAAUGUUGCAGUGCGACAGGAGUGACGGUGUGGUGACGGAAGAAUUGCUGGCAGCGCGAGCAUCGGCGGCGCCCAGUGUGUGACGGACUACAAAGCUGCGCGCCCGGGCCGCCGCGAGCCACGAGUGCAGGAGGAACAUGGGCGUUGGGGUCAGGGGUGUUGAUCCGGUUGUACCAGUAAAGAAACAUGUUUGUUACAAUAAACAUACGCACCACCACACGUUGUACUUUCCUGAAUGCCUACUACGGGUAUCAUUCUCUCAAGCCACUUCUUCUCCUUGUAACCGAUAUUUUCAUGUUCUGUGUAGUGUCGCCCCAUUUGUUACAUAUUGUUUUAGGCCAGGCUACGCUCCCUCUGUGCAUGAAUCAUUCCUCGUGUUUUCAAGAUGUUUGUUGCAAAUGCCAUCGAUGCUAUAAUUCAAACUC
This is a messenger RNA of Frankliniella occidentalis (western flower thrips), 2080 nucleotides long. RefSeq lists its product as uncharacterized. Gene Ontology annotation, molecular function: ubiquitin protein ligase activity. Gene Ontology annotation, biological process: protein ubiquitination. The record is from RefSeq and is a predicted model, not a curated record. The transcript is spliced from 6 exons. The coding region runs from base 377 to 1633 and encodes 418 amino acids. NCBI's taxonomy places the organism in Eukaryota, Metazoa, Arthropoda, Insecta, Thysanoptera, Thripidae.